This is a messenger RNA of Xiphophorus maculatus (southern platyfish), 1516 nucleotides long. RefSeq names its product UPF3A, regulator of nonsense mediated mRNA decay (gene upf3a). Gene Ontology annotation, molecular function: telomeric repeat DNA binding. The transcript has 10 exons. Gene Ontology annotation, cellular component: nucleolus; cytoplasm. Lineage: Eukaryota; Metazoa; Chordata; Actinopteri; Cyprinodontiformes; Poeciliidae. The record is from RefSeq and is a predicted model, not a curated record. Bases 58 to 1464 code for a protein of 468 amino acids. Gene Ontology annotation, biological process: nuclear-transcribed mRNA catabolic process, nonsense-mediated decay; positive regulation of translation.
UCUCGCGAGGACGCGGUAACGCUUAACACCAAGCGAAUUUGAGGGCGGUGGGAAGAAAUGAGGUCUGAUAAGGACCAAAUGACCGCGGGUAAGGAGAAAAGCAUCUUCGAGAUACAAUUAAAAGACGUCCCAAGAGAGCAAGAAAACAUUCCCGCCAACGCUAAGCCGAAAGAAGAGAAGAAGGAGGUUUUCACCAAGGUGGUUAUUCGAAGACUCCCUCCUAACCUGUCAAAGGAACAACUGGAAGAGCAUCUCAGUCCUCUUCCGUCUUAUGACUACUUUGAGUUUUUCCCAGCAGAUCAAAGUCUCUAUCCCCACCUCUUCUCCCGAGCUUAUAUCAACUUUAAAAGCACAGAAGACAUCCUGCUGUUCAGGGAUCGAUUUGAUGGCUAUGUCUUUAUUGACAACAAGGGUCAGGAAUAUCCUGCUGUGGUAGAGUUUGCGCCUUUCCAGAAGAUUUCCAAAAAGAAGCUGAAGAAGAAAGAUGCCAAAGCCGGAAGCAUUGAAGAAGAUCCAGAAUACAAGCGAUUUUUGGAAAACUACUCCUGUGAUGAGGAGAAGUCCAUGGCUAAUCCUGAGAUACUUCUUGGGGAGAUAGAAGCUAAGACCAGAGAGCUCAUUGCCAAACGAACAACACCUCUCCUGGAGUACAUCAAAAAUAAGAAAAUCGAAAAACAGAGGAUAAGAGAGGAGAAGAGGGAAGAGAGAAGAAGAAGGGAGCUUGAAAAGAAAAGGCAACGGGAGGAGGAGAAACGAAAGCGGCGAGAGGAGGAGAGACGCAAGCGAAAAGAGGCAGAGAAGCAGAAGAAACUGUCCGAUAAAGACAUCAAAAUUAAGCUCCUAAAGAAGAGCGACAGAGACGAUGACGUUGAUUCAGACCGAAUGAAGGAAAAAAGUGAGCCUUGUGAUGCAGGUGUGGGCAAGUGGGAGAAAACGGGAGGGCAAAUGAAGUCAAAAGAACCAAAAGAAAACAGAGGUCAGGCUGAGAGCGACAAAGAGCAGAGAGAUCAGCACGGCCGCAGGCAGAGAGAUAAGGAUCACCGCGGUAAGGACGAGGAGAGAAAACGGCAACGACACCACUACGAGUUUGAUAAGUUCAUGCGGCGGAAAGACGAGACCAAAUGGGGGAAGGGCUACUGCCAGGACCGAGCCAAGAAAGAGGGCCAUCAUCAUGGCUAUUCUUACUGUCCUGACGGGGCAGACAAAAUGGGAAAGGAGGACAGGGAGGACCUGAGCAACAGAAAGGAACGCCUCCGAAACAAGGUGAGCGAGAAGGACCGUCCUGCCAUGCAGCUUUAUCAGCCCGGCGCGCGCAACAGGAAGCGCAUGAGUUCGGCUAAUAAAGGCUAUGACUGCCUCCCUAUCGGCCAUUCCCCCGAAUGCAGGACGGAGCAUUGUUAUGAGGUUGUUGCCAUGACAGCGGGGAUCGAAAGGGGGUUUGAGAAAAGCAAAGACGAGCAGUGAAUACUCUAGGUCUCAAGAGGAAAGUAAUGGGGCAUAAAAAUCAGUAUUGAAA